AUGGGCAAACGCACACGGAAAGUGGGCAUCUGCGGCAAGUACGGUACGAGGUAUGGAGCGUCACUGCGAAAAACCGUGAAGAAGAUGGAAAUCACCCAGCACGCCAAGUACACGUGUCCGUUUUGCGCGAAGGAUGCAGUGAAGCGGAAGGCAGUCGGCGUAUGGGAGUGCAAGCGCUGUCGGAAGCGGAUAGCUGGUGGCGCCUGGGUCCUGAACACCACCGCAGCGGCAACAGUGCGCACGACGAUUCGUCGUCUGCGCGAGACCGUGGAGCAGUGA
Molecule: messenger RNA, 279 nt
Organism: Cyanidioschyzon merolae strain 10D
Lineage: Eukaryota; Rhodophyta; Bangiophyceae; Cyanidiales; Cyanidiaceae
Product: 60S ribosomal protein L37A
Exons: 1
Coding region: 1-279 (92 amino acids)
Biological process (GO): translation
Cellular component (GO): ribosome
Molecular function (GO): structural constituent of ribosome
Source: RefSeq, a predicted model, not a curated record